ACAGCCGAAAAACAGGAAGAGGAAGCAAAACAAGGGGACAGGGAGAAAAGCAGUACUGGAAGACAGAGGCUGCUGGAGAGAUAAUAUCAGAAUCCAGGGGGAAGCAGUGUGCAGCCGUCUGGGAGUUGCUUCCUUCAGUUUCCUGGACGUUUUGUGUGUGUGUACAAGGCAUCAGCAGCCAGUGUGAGCCUGUGCAGCAGCCGGACAGCCAUCUUGACAGGGAGAGAGAGCUACAGUGAGAAUAGGAAGCAGGGUUCCUUCUGAACCGAGUUAUUUAACCCCUACCAUGCCAGUGACACUGGGAUUUCUGCAACCAGCCAUUUAGCUGUGAGUCUGUGUUAGGUCUAUGGACUGGGGAGUCCCUAUGUUGCUGGAUGUUUCCACAGCACUCGGAAGUGUCUCCAUGAUUUACUAUAGCUGCCGCCUGCUAGGGUUCCAUUGAGCAAGUGGAGCAGCUGAGGCGACUUCAGGGAUUAAACUGUGAGCUCAUCAGCACUCCAGCAGAAUGGCAGAUUCAUCCCCUUCAGCAGUUUUCAAGUUAGAGGAAUUCGAUAAUGAGGAACAGGGAUUACCUUUGCCUUUUGUGGAUCCCCCUCGUGGGGCAGGCGUUCGACAACCUGUAGCUAAGAGUUCUCCCAGCCUGCGAAGAUACCCAGGGAAGGAGUCACGUUUACGCACUGAGUCUGCUUCAGAGUCCAGUGAGACAGACAAAGUGGGCGAGCUCCAUCCUUUCCGUUCCCGUUCCCGUUCUGCUCCGUCUUCAAUGAUCGCUACAAAAUAUGGACGGGAGUUAAGAAGAAUGAGUGAUGAAUUUGAAAAAAGCUUCACGGGCCUUCCUCGUCCAAAGAGUGCAAGUGCAGCGGGUCAGAUGACUGGGAACAGAAGCAUUCGAGACUUAAUCAUGGGCUUGUUCUCAAGACGGAAAAGUAAAGGAAGGGAUGAGUCUGGGGAUGAGGAGUGAUUCUGUUCUUUAAUAGGAACCGCCCACUAUGUGAAAUAUUUGCAAAGAUCACCACAGAUCCACUGGACUGUGUACUCACUUGUGUUUUGGCAAAUUUGAAUGGAAAUGCAAAUUGCUGCAUACAAAGAUGCCAGCGGGACAAAGAUGCAGGUGUUUGGGCUGCACAAACCAUCAGCGAAUUGUCGUGUACAAAGCUGCUGAGGAAAAUAAAUAGUGGGUGAUUUCGGAAGACAUGAGGGUGUCACCUUCAUGGUGGAAAAAUAAAAUUUAAAAAUGGAUUGUUAAGUGUUAAAUAUGAGCCGAGAACAUGAGUGCCAUGCUGUGAAAAUAACCUUUUUUUCUUAUUUAUCUACAAACAAAUGAAAAUGAUUGUUUUACCUCUGAUUAUUACUACAAUAUCAACUUUAAUGAUUAAAGCAGGAAAACUCUCUAAUCUGCUUUAUAGACAAGGGUUUACAUUCUGUUAUCAUUAUAGUAAUACUUUAUAUGCAAUGGCUGCUCCAUUUAUCCUGUUUAUUCAAAAACGUUUCCAUACAUGAAGCACUUUGGGAAAUGAGAUAUUUUAUAGUGUACUAACAACGCACAGCACAAAAAGUUUUCUGUUGUAAAAUAGUAAUAUAGAAUUUAUUCAUUCAAUCUUAAUUGGCAUAGUGUUGUACUCAGGGUUUACCAAUUCCAGUGAUUUCCUAUCCCAACUGGAGGACUGUGGGAUGGAUAUGGCUCUUCAAGGGGUUUUAUGCCCCCAGUCUGCUCAAAAGCUUCGUAGACUUCACUAUGUGACAUAAUCAGGCCCUUGAACACAAUGAUGAUGAGAAAUAAUUGGCCCACUACAUGUAAUAAGUUGGACUGCACUGUCCUAUCUUAUUGCAUAGGUUUUCAUACAUUAUCAUUGUGGCAAUAUGCUUUUACUUUUGUUAUACACAUCACAAUCUACCACAGCAGAUAAAUUGAUAUUGAAAAAAUAGAGAAAUACAGUACGGGUAUGGAAACCUGAUAUCCAGAAAGCUCCAAACCAGGGAAAGGCUAUAUCUCCCUUAUUUUAAUCAAAUAAUUCAAAAUUUUCAAAAUGAUUUUCUUUUUCUCUGUAAUAAUAAAACAGUACCUUUUACUUGAUCCCAAGAUCAAGAUAUAAUGAAUCUUAACUGGAAGUAAAAAUUCUAUUGGGCUCUUUUAAGUCUUAAUUAUUUUUUAGUAGACUUAAUUAAAAAAAUGAAGACCAAUUGCAAACCGCUCAGAAUAUCACCCUCUACAUCAUACUAAAAGUUAAUUCAAAGGUGAACAGCCCCUUUAAUCCAGAUUACAGAAAGACCCUUUAUUUGGAGAACCCAAGUCCCAAGCAAUCUUGAUAACAGGUACAUAUUGUUAUAAUUAAAUGGAUAAAACCCAUUGCCAAUAUCAUAUAUUUAUAAAUCUGAAUAAUGGUUAAUGUAAUGGUCUGUUUGUGGGCAAUACUGUCUUUUUGCAGUCUGCUGGUCACCAGCUCAGGAGCUCUAGGUAAAGCAAAAUGUUUUUAAGGCACAAUGACACAAGACACAAUGAUAUAUAGUUAACAAUUCCUUGGCCUAGUACUGAAAUUGUUGCACCAUGCUUUGCUAUCAUUAAUGAUUUACACUGGGUUCUCCUAUAACAGAUUGUUGGUUUAAAUGGGGAUCCAAUCCACAACUGUGCUUUCAACCCUGUUGUUGCUACAUUGCAACUCUUGGCUAUUACAUUGUAAAAGAUUGAACCAAGUUGGGAGCUGUAGUCUUGCAACAUCAAGGAUGGGUUUUUAAAACAAUGAUCAGUGUUUUUAGCAGCUCUUUUCCCUCCUGUUACAAUCCUGCCUACAGGCUAUACAGGUUCUUGUUCUUUCUAGCACAUAAUUCAUAACAGCACUGUUUCCUUAGAUUGUAACAUUGGCAAACAAGAAUUAUGCAGUUGUCUACGUUUGAUAUCAGCAAGAUGCCUCCUGUAGCGCUGGUAGCUAGGAUUUUCAUCAGCAGAUCCUGUUGGAUCUCUACCUUUGAUUGGCCGCUUGCUUUGAAAAGCUUAGGGGGCAAGGGGAGAGUUCUAUGACAGGUUUACCUCCUUUAAACCAUUCAUCAAGAGGAACGGGUAAGACAUUUUUUGAAAGCAUCCAAAUAAUGGGUUUGACAAUCGCUGAUAGAGUAUGUGGCCACUUGGAGAUAAUGAAGAUUAUAAAUUGCAUAUAUUGCGUUAUUUAUGAUACAGUAUGCAUGUAUGUGCGUGUAUAUGUACCAGGCCCAGACUGGCAAUCUAUGAAUUCUGGCAAAUGCCAGAGAGGCUGGCGUAAGAUGCCAUAGACAGUCACUAUUUAUUGGGCUAGUGGGGGGCUGUUUGGGCUUCUGUGUACUUGAAAUGCCAGGGCCUAUUUUGAAACCCAGUCCAGGAUUGUAUACAUCAUGUAUACCUUCAUUUGCUAUCCAAAUAAAUGCAUUUGUUUCCAUAACCCUGUUACUAGCUCAGAGUUUUUGUUGUGUAGCCAGAAUCAUGUGCAUACAUUCAAUGUCACAAUUCUUUUUUUUUUAGCUACUUAUGUUUUAGUUAUACAGUUCUUUUAAAGGGACAGUAUACACUUGUGUUUAACAGGGGCCCGAUAAAUACGUCAUUCAAA
Molecule: messenger RNA, 3575 nt
Organism: Xenopus tropicalis (tropical clawed frog)
Lineage: Eukaryota; Metazoa; Chordata; Amphibia; Anura; Pipidae
Gene: bad
Product: BCL2 associated agonist of cell death
Exons: 5
Coding region: 506-961 (151 amino acids)
Biological process (GO): apoptotic process
Source: RefSeq, a predicted model, not a curated record